This is a messenger RNA of Dendrobium catenatum, 2627 nucleotides long. RefSeq lists its product as uncharacterized. The coding region runs from base 59 to 2095 and encodes 678 amino acids. The transcript has 12 exons. The record is from RefSeq and is a predicted model, not a curated record. NCBI's taxonomy places the organism in Eukaryota, Viridiplantae, Streptophyta, Magnoliopsida, Asparagales, Orchidaceae.
UAAAAAAGAGCGGAGUGAAUCGUUUGCGAACUCCUAUGACGCAACUUCGCGGUCAAGCAUGGAAUCUACCUCGAGGCUCUGUGAUCUCAUCUCCGCCCAUCUCCGCCCCUACCUCGACCCCCAACCUGCUCGCUUGGCUAAGGAGACCGAGAGAGCUCUACUCCUCUCUCUUACCAUGGUUCGCCGAGAAAUCCAGCAGUGGAUGACCAAAUCGCCUAGUGAACCCGAGGAUAUGGGUGGAGGUUCAUACCUUAAUCACUGUUGUCACGACUCUUCGCUGCAAACAUUUGUGGGAGCACACCGAUGCCUUUGCAAUAUCAUCUCUGCAAUGGUGGCUUUCCUGAAUGCUGAUAGUCAUUUUGUUCGUCAUGCAGCUGGAAACAUUCUUUUAUCCAUCUCCCACUUCUUGAUCAAACAUGAACAUUUAUGGGCCCAGUUGCUUCAGUUGAUCUGGUUUAUUUUGGAAGAUGCGAUGUCAACAAUUUUUUCUUGCCCAGAUUUAUUAGCCCGAGCUGUUAUUCAUGUAGAUGACUGCUUGGUGCUGCAUGAACUAACUUCGGGAGUUAUUACAGAUCAAAAUUUACAGUCUGCAAGAUUUCCUGCACUGCUUAAAUCCUGGUUGUUAAAUGUGAAUCAGUUUAUGGUUGUGCAACUAUUUCAAACUUUGCGGAAUAUAUUGAAAUCAUUGAAACAUGAUUCUAAUGAUCUUGAAGAAGUAUUUAUCCAAUAUGCUGUUUCUUCUCUGAUAAAAAUGCCUUGGGAUUUAUUGGAUGAGAUCUUUAAUUGCUGUUGUACAAAUCAGCUAAGUUUUCGGCAGGUUGAUGUAUCAGAUAUUAGAAGCUCUCUCACAGGUGUGAAGGAUCUUCUUUUGGGAGCAAUACUUCAAUUAUGUUGUUCAAUUGUAGAGCCGCAUGAUUUUGAAGCUGAUGGAAACAGUCCCUUUAAAGAACUUUCAGUUUAUUUAAAGUUCAGCGAUUUAGUGCCUAAACUCCUUUCAUGGUGUUUCGUUUAUCAGUUGGGAAAUGGCAGAGAAUAUCUUUUUGAAUAUUUGAGACACAAAUCAUUGAUUAUGAUGAUCAGGUUUAGUUUUCACAGACACUGGAAAAACUCUCAUCCUGAAUCUUGGCUCAAAUUCCUUAACCAAUUUUUUGGAGAAAUUCUGCAUUGGUCCUUCUCAGGAUGUGAUGCCAGUUCUGAAAUAUGUCUAGAAGAGUCUCCAUUUUUUGCUAGUUCCCUGGAAGGAGACAAGUCUUAUACUAGACAUCUGCAGAGACUGGCUAUUUUCCUUCUUUUUAAAUGUUCUUUUACAAUGGCCUGUGCUGGUGAAACUAGUAAGAAAUGUUCUUGUAGAGAAGAAACUACUUCUUUUGGUUUGCAACUCUGCAGGAAACAAUGUCACUUGGAUUUAUUGGAAAUUUUUACAUGGCUUCAGAGAUGCUGCCCCUUGGAGAAGUUUCAGAACUGCAGAAACUAUUAUGAAUCUUGCAGCAGUUUUGCUAUAUCCUUUCUGCAGCUCUACAUGGAAGAGGAUGAUAUGUUUUUUAAAAUGCUGUUACAGUUGCUUGAUGCUCCAUUUUCUUCGUGGCAGAAAGAGAACAGUAAUAAAAUGGGAUCUAUUGGAGCAAAUAACGACAUUUUAUGCCAUUUUGCAAGUAUAUUUUGCCCAAUUCGUCUUUUCCACCUUUUCCUGCUACUGCUACACUAUGAUCACCUGGUCCUGGUUGAUUAUCUUAUCUCAAAAGAUACUGGUCUUCAUUGUUUGCAAUAUCUUUUGAGGUGCUUACGUUUGAUAUGCGACUCAUGGCCUGCCCUUGUACAAUUCUCUAAUUUUGAAAAUAAAAGUGAUAAUCAUCAUCAGAAAAGAAGAAAAAUUCAUCGAGACGAGGAUGAGAGUCCCACACUAAAGUCUUCAACAACUGCAUUCCGAAGACAAAUUUUGAGGAGACAUAAAAAUUUUCAAUGUACUUAUGAAGUCAGUGAUUCACAUAAUUUUGAAAAGGCCAAAGGGUGCUUACAUUCAUUAAAGAUAUCACUGGGAGAGCUUCAGAGGAAAUGUUUGUUUCCCUACAAUUCUAAACCUCUUCUCAAAAGAUAAUGAAUAUGGAAACCGUGGUCUCUUCUCUUUGAAAAACCUGGCAUUGUCUGAAACUCCUUUAUAGAAGGUAAGAUUAGGCGAUUAGCAUUGCCCAAGUUGGACAACUGUAUUGUUACUUGUUAGAUAUAUCGCCAGAAUAUAAGCAGCAGCAUUCAUUAAUAUUCUUUACAUGAAUUGUUAUGUGAUGGCUUGCAUUAAAGAAGAUUUAUAAAUGGCAAACUAGAGCUACAUCCAAAAGGAUUAGUUAUUUUAUUCUGUUUUCUAAUUGAUGCGCGUUCAAAAGCUGAAAUAAAGAACCUGGGAUAACAGUUCUCUUUCUUUUAUAAAACGUGGCUGAUAUGAAGGCAAACCAAGCAUAUGUAUAAAGUUGGACAAGUUCAUGAAUCUUUGUGUGCAUAAAAUAUUCUUAGUGAAACCCUUUUUAUCAUUUGCCUUAAUCUAAAAGGAUAAUGAGCUUUUCUUAUUUUUAGAUGCUACGAAAUUCAUGGCAUUAGAGAUUGAGAGUAUGUCUUAGCUUUACAUGAGUAUCCCA